UUCACGUUGACGUGACUGAAAUUGCGCGAUGAUCGUCACGUGGAGGUUCCUGUCCAUCUUGAGUCUGGUCAGUUACACAGAGUCCGAGUGCUCCUCGACAUCAUACUACAGGGACUGCUGGAUCCGGCGCUUCCCCGGACUGCACGUGGACCCGGAGGAGUCACAGCGCAGAGGCGCGCAGCUGCUGCAGCUUUACCGUGGAGACAGCGCACAGAACUGCAGCCGAGCCUGCUGUCUCACCUCCAACUCCUCCUGUAAUGUGGCGGUGUUUCAUUACUACACCACUCAGGACAGUGUCAAUUGCUUUCACCUCCACUGCCCAACAGUGGAAAGCUGCAUACUCCAUCAAAGGGCCAAUGUCAUCGUCUACAAUGUUACCAAAGGAAUGGAUCCUGACCUGUUGAUAUUUGGGAAACCCUUCCCCUCUAAUGCCCAGGUGCACCCUUACCUGGCCUCACUAAACAUCUCUGAUUCAUCUGGCACAGACAGACGUCAGUUCAACCGGCCUCACAUGGAGCCCAGCAGCUCAGCACAUCCUACUAUUCUUGCCUCUACACCUAUUACAUCUACCAGCACACCAGCAUCCAGCUUUCCCAUCUCUGCUUCUCCACCUCUUUCUGUUUAUUCCACUCAAGAUAAGCAAGACACAUUUCCGGCUUCAGCGACACAGCCGUCUACAGCCCUGAAGCAAUCAUCUCAUCUCAUUUCUUCUCCUUCAGAAACCAACUCUGGCCUACACACAUCACCAACAAUCCCUACCAUCUUAGAGGACAGCCAACCAUACCCCAACGACACAAAAGGUUACAUUAGCCGUAACGUCACGACAGGUAACAGUCCACAGCCUGUAAGUGAUGGAGAAAUGUCACAAGUUUGGCAUCUGGCAGCCAACUCUGUCCUGGUAGCCUUGGCAACCUGCGCAGCCUUAGCUUUUGGUUGUUGUUGUUCAGUGCUGAUGGUGGCGAGCUGGAGAGGAAGGAGGAGGAGGAAAGGGAGAUACCAGACAAAGCUAAAAGGCAAGAAGUGCUCCAUGCGCCUCAUCAAAUACGUCUUUGUGAGGGAGAGCUCGUAA
Messenger RNA from Tachysurus vachellii, 1069 nucleotides. Its product is annotated as MANSC domain-containing protein 4-like. The record is from RefSeq and is a predicted model, not a curated record. The transcript has 4 exons. The coding region runs from base 29 to 1069 and encodes 346 amino acids. Lineage: Eukaryota; Metazoa; Chordata; Actinopteri; Siluriformes; Bagridae.